UUCAUCCUGAAAUUUUGUGGAUAUAGCGCGCGAUACUUAGCUACGUCGUGUAAGUUGUGUUACAUUUCGAUAUUUGCCAAAGUGUGGUGAUUAUUCGUUAUAAUUGUACGAUCGAACGCACGGAAAAAAUUUCCGUGCUAGAGGUCUAUUGAUAUUUAAAAGAAUACUGAAAUCAAAACAUUUAUCAAGAUGACGAUCAUCACAAAGGCCAUUACUGAGAAGAAGGAACAACCGUUGUUUAUUGCGGAGAAUUCAGCGGAAAAUGGUAAACGGGAUGCGGAGGCACAAUGCUUGAAGUCCGAUGUGGGAGGUCAUUAUUUUGUUUCUCGGAGAAGCAUUUAUCGCAUUCAUGUGACCGCAACAUUUUUACUGUUUAUCGUUGCAUUUAUGAUUCUGCUAAUUGGAGUCAUGGGUGGAUUAUACAUAUACAGACAAUAUUCUAGAACACAAAUGCACAGAUUUAAAACUGGAUGGUACAGCAUUCCUUAUGACAAAUCAAGCAAAACACCUUAUAUCAAAGAUGUACUGCACGAAGGCUUGGUAGCAGAUUCUAAUAUAAUUAUACAAGGUUUGAGAAGAGCUACAAAACAAGAAGUUAUGGAUAUUAUACAAAAUAUUGACCCUGAUUUGAUUGCAAAAGGUGUGAAAAAAAUUACAGAGCAGGAAGCUGCGGAUAUUAUCAAAAAUAUAAGUAACAUAAGAAGCUUCUUCAAGGAACGAUUUGAGAUCGAUUUGGAAAAUGAGCACUAUGAGAAAAUUGAUGUGCCAGAUUUCCGUGGCGGGCGUCAAGGUCGAUUUGUACAUGAUUUUAACAUUAAUAAAACUGGCAUAAUUGAUAUUGAUGGGCAAUGUUGCUUUGUGAUGCCACUUGAUCGUCAAGCAGUUUUACCACCGCGCAAUAUGUAUGAUCUUCUCAGAAAAAUGUAUAAUGGUUAUUACGAAGUAGACACAGAAAUUGUGCGUAAAACAAUGAAAGUGGUCACUCCACCAAUCUCUGAUUUAUCAGUUGUUGGGACAUAUAUAGCUCGUGAAUGUCAGGAUUUACCAACAUAUAUGUUGACAAAAGUAAAUUCAAAUGUUGUUAAACGUAGUAUAUCAAACGGAGUAUUUGGACAAUUUGCAGGAAAAAAUAUCAUAGAAUUUGACAUUUUGAACUUAGAAGAUAUAAAUGCAUAUAACAAGAAAAGUCCACAAAAUUGAACAGAAGGAAUUUAUAAUUAUUUUAGAAUAUUUACCGUUGUAGAUCAAUGUAAAAAUUAUAUCCAAUCCAGCAAACUUAGGACGUUCAUUAAGUCUUCCCAUCAUUUCCUAUCUUAGCUCCAAAUCAGUAAUGCUAUAAUAAAAAUAAGAUAUGUUAGUUAUUGUACAUCUGUUUAACAUUUUACGAGAGUUUAAUUCAGUAGCAUGCUGAUUAUAAAUGGCUGAUGCGGUUGCAGAACUAUUGCAUUUUUACAUAAACGUGUGUCAAGUACAUAUCCAACUUAAGUAACAGUGAAAUGUCAGUGGUGCUUAUUUAUAAGGUAGAACUACAUUUAUUUACUUUUUAUGCUUAAAUUCUCUGUCGAACGGUUCUAGUAAAAUGAUAGAGAUAAUUCAUAUUAAAAUUGUUGUACACUUAAUACAUAGUCAUACAAUCGAAUGACUAAUAAUUGUACAAACUAGCACGUUAUUUUAUAAAUCGUAUACUAAUUCUAUAAAUCACGGAUUUAAAUGUUUUUAUGAAAAAUAAUUUACACUUUCACCCGUUUAUGAACAGUUGUAGUUUAAGAACUAAUUAAAAUACGUUUAAACGAUA
Messenger RNA from Bombus huntii, 1795 nucleotides. RefSeq names its product integral membrane protein 2B. Gene Ontology annotation, cellular component: Golgi apparatus; plasma membrane; extracellular exosome. Lineage: Eukaryota; Metazoa; Arthropoda; Insecta; Hymenoptera; Apidae. The transcript has 6 exons. The record is from RefSeq and is a predicted model, not a curated record. Gene Ontology annotation, biological process: negative regulation of amyloid precursor protein biosynthetic process. Bases 190 to 1200 code for a protein of 336 amino acids. Gene Ontology annotation, molecular function: amyloid-beta binding.